UCUCUACAACGGCUAUCUCGGGUUACAACAAACGUACACACGGACGUUUAAUGCAUUCCAUGGACGUAAUACGGAACAGUAACGGAUCCCGCUAGAAAGACGCCCGAGGUGUUGUAAAUUGACUCUGAUAAGAUUGGCUCAUAAGCUCGCGAACUGUCCGUGGCUAAAACAUUCAAUUAACAACUGAAGUACGUUCGCGGUUGGAUUAACGAGAUGGAGUGUUCUGUGAAUGGAAAGACGAUCGUUGUAACCGGUGCCGGACAAGGGAUCGGUAAUGAGCUUUGCCGUACGCUGGAGCGUCUGGGCGCAAAAGUAAUCGCCGUAUCGCGUUCUUCUGGGCCGCUUGAACAGCUAAAAAAAGACUGUCAGGACAUUGAAACCAUCCAAGUAGAUCUUAGCAAUUGGAAUGGAACAAAAGCUGCCCUCGGAACGCUGGAAAAGGUGGAUGGAUUGGUGAAUAAUGCCGGCAUUGCGAUCAUUAAACCUUUUCUUGAACUGACGGAGGAAGAUUACGAUCGCACAUUCGACGUCAACGUGAAGGCCGCUUUUCAUGUGGCCCAGAUUCUCGCCCCGAAAAUGGGACCCGGUUCAAGUAUCGUAAACGUGUCGUCGCUGGCGGGUCUGAAAGCCAUCCACGGCCACUGCGUUUAUUCCAUGUCGAAAGCAGCCGUUGACGGACUGACGAAGAACCUUGCGCUGGAGCUUGGCUCGCGAAAGAUACGCGUCAAUAGCGUCAACCCGACGGUAAUAUUAACACGUAUGGGACGCGAAAAUUGGUCCGAUCCGGCCAAGGCGGAUCCGCUAAAGGCAAAAAUUCCGCUCGGUCGGUUCGGUGAGGUAGAUGAGGUAGUUGCACCAAUCGUGUAUCUGUUGAGCGAUCAGUCUAGCUUCAUAAACGGGCAUAGUCUUCCGGUUGAGGGCGGUUUUUUGGCCGGAAAUUGAAACCGAACGUACGCAUGAGAUUACGAGCGCUUUAGUAAUUUACCGUUUGAAAGCUUCAUUUUAUUUAGUGAGUUGUGUACAAGGGUUCGGAAAUUCUUGAAAUAAAAGCAAUACAUAUUCUAACA
This is a messenger RNA of Anopheles nili, 1067 nucleotides long. RefSeq names its product L-xylulose reductase. NCBI's taxonomy places the organism in Eukaryota, Metazoa, Arthropoda, Insecta, Diptera, Culicidae. Bases 214 to 942 code for a protein of 242 amino acids. Gene Ontology annotation, molecular function: carbonyl reductase (NADPH) activity; L-xylulose reductase (NADPH) activity. The record is from RefSeq and is a predicted model, not a curated record. Gene Ontology annotation, biological process: xylulose metabolic process; glucose metabolic process. The transcript has 3 exons.